AGGAGACCGGCCCAUGGACCCGCGGGGCCCGGCGCCCCAGACGCUGCGCCGCCGGGACCGAGCCCAAGAUGUCGGCCUAGGCCGGGGCGCGACGACGCGGACGGGGCGGCGACGAGGCGCCGCUGCUGCCCGGGCUCGCGGUCGCGGGGCCGCCGAGGGCUCGCCCUGACGGACUGGCCGAGCGGGCGGCGAGAGGUCGGCGCGCUGGGAGCGGGCCGCGCGGCACCAUGUCGGCCAAGGUGCGGCUCAAGAAGCUGGAACAGCUGCUCCUGGACGGGCCCUGGCGCAACGAGAGCGCCCUGAGCGUGGAGACGCUGCUCGACGUGCUCGUCUGCCUGUACACCGAGUGCAGCCACUCGGCCCUGCGCCGCGACAAGUAUGUGGCCGAGUUCCUCGAGUGGGCUAAACCGUUUACGCAGCUGGUGAAGGAAAUGCAGCUUCAUCGAGAAGACUUUGAAAUCAUUAAAGUGAUUGGAAGAGGUGCCUUUGGCGAGGUUGCAGUUGUCAAAAUGAAGAGCACUGAACGAAUUUAUGCAAUGAAGAUCCUCAACAAGUGGGAAAUGCUUAAAAGAGCAGAGACAGCCUGUUUCCGAGAGGAGCGCGACGUGCUGGUCAACGGCGACUGCCAGUGGAUCACCACGCUGCACUAUGCCUUCCAGGACGAGAACCACCUGUACUUAGUCAUGGAUUACUAUGUGGGUGGUGAUUUGCUGACCCUGCUCAGUAAAUUUGAAGACAAGCUGCCAGAGGACAUGGCGAGAUUCUACAUCGGUGAGAUGGUGUUGGCCAUCGAUUCCAUCCAUCAGCUGCAUUACGUGCACAGGGACAUUAAACCUGACAAUGUCCUUUUGGACGCGAAUGGUCAUAUUCGCCUGGCUGACUUUGGAUCGUGUUUGAAGAUGAAUGAUGAUGGAACUGUCCAGUCGUCUGUGGCCGUGGGCACCCCCGACUACAUCUCGCCGGAGAUCCUGCAGGCAAUGGAGGACGGCAUGGGCAAGUACGGCCCCGAGUGCGACUGGUGGUCCCUAGGGGUGUGCAUGUACGAAAUGCUGUACGGAGAGACACCGUUUUAUGCAGAGUCACUCGUGGAGACCUAUGGAAAGAUCAUGAACCAUGAAGAGCGAUUCCAGUUCCCGUCCCACGUCACAGAUGUGUCCGAAGAGGCGAAGGACCUCAUUCAGAGGCUGAUCUGCAGCAGGGAGCGCCGUCUGGGGCAGAACGGGAUCGAGGACUUCAAGAAGCACGCGUUCUUUGAAGGUCUGAACUGGGAGAAUAUUCGAAACCUGGAAGCACCUUACAUCCCAGAUGUCAGCAGCCCUUCUGACACGUCCAACUUCGAUGUGGAUGAUGACGUGCUGAGAAAUACUGAAAUAUUGCCUCCUGGUUCCCACUCAGGCUUUUCUGGAUUACAUUUGCCAUUCAUUGGUUUUACGUUCACAACGGAAAGCUGUUUUUCUGAUCGAGGCUCUCUGAAGAGCAUAAUGCAGUCCAACACAUUAACCAAAGAUGAGGACGUGCAGCGGGAUUUGGAGAAUAGCUUGCAGAUUGAAGCUUAUGAAAGAAGAAUACGGAGACUCGAGCAGGAGAAACUGGAGCUGAGUAGGAAGCUGCAAGAGUCCACACAGACAGUUCAGUCCCUUCAUGGUUCAACUCGUUCCCUGGGAAAUUCAAACCGAGAUAAAGAAAUCAAAAAGCUAAAUGAAGAAAUAGAGCGCUUGAAGAAUAAAAUAGCAGAUUCAAAUAGGCUCGAACGACAACUUGAGGAUACAGUGACCCUUCGCCAAGAGCACGAAGACUCCACACAUCGGCUGAAAGGACUAGAAAAGCAGUACCGCGUGAUGCGGCAGGAGAAGGAGGACUUUCACAAGCAACUGGUUGAAACUUCAGAGAGAUUAAAAUCCCAGGCCAAAGAACUCAAAGAUGCCCACCAGCAGCGGAAGCUGGCUCUGCAGGAGUUCUCGGAGCUCAGCGAGCGCAUGGCGGAGCUCCGCUCCCAGAAGCAGAAGGUGUCCCGGCAGCUCCGGGACAAGGAGGAGGAGAUGGAGGUGGCCCUGCAGAAAACGGAGGCGAUGCGACAGGAAGUGCGCCGAUCCGAGAAGGCCAGGAAGGAGCUGGAGGCUCAGCUCGAGGACGCCAUCGCCGAGGCCUCUAAGGAGCGCAAGCUUCGCGAGCACAGCGAGAGCUUCUCCAAGCAAAUGGAAGGCGAGCUCGAGGCCCUCAAGACAAAGCAAGGAGGCCGGGGGCCUAGUGCCACCUUAGAACACCAGCAAGAGAUUUCUAAAAUAAAAUCGGAGCUGGAGAAGAAAGUUUUGUUUUAUGAAGAGGAAUUGGUCAGACGUGAAGCCUCCCAUGUGCUAGAAGUCAAAAAUGUGAAAAAAGAGGUGCAUGAUUCAGAAAGCCACCAGUUGGCCCUGCAGAAAGAAAUCUUAAUUCUAAAAGAUAAAUUAGAAAAGUCAAAGCGAGAACGGCAUAAUGAAAUGGAGGAGGCAGUAGGUACAAUAAAAGAUAAAUACGAACGGGAAAGAACAAUGCUAUUUGAAGAAAACAAGAAAUUAACUAGUGAAAAUGAAAGGCUUUGUUCCUUUGUGGAUAAACUAACAGCUCAAAAUAGGCAGCUGGAAGAUGAACUUCAGGAUCUGGCAGCCAAGAAGGAGUCGGUCGCCCAUUGGGAAGCUCAGAUCGCGGAAAUCAUUCAGUGGGUCAGCGACGAGAAAGACGCACGGGGCUAUCUUCAAGCCCUUGCUUCCAAGAUGACCGAAGAGCUGGAGACUUUGAGGAGUUCUAGUCUGGGAUCAAGAACACUGGACCCGCUUUGGAAGGUCCGCCGCAGCCAGAAGCUGGACAUGUCUGCGCGGCUGGAGCUGCAGUCCGCCCUGGAGGCCGAGAUCCGGGCCAAGCAGCUGGUGCAGGAGGAGCUGAGGAAGGUCAAGGAGGCCAACCUCGCCUUCGAAAGUAAACUAAAGGAUUCUGAAGCCAAAAAUAGAGAAUUAUUAGAAGAAAUGGAAAUUUUGAAGAAAAAGAUGGAAGAAAAAUUUAGAGCAGAUACCGGGCUCAAACUCCCCGACUUUCAGGAUUCUAUUUUUGAGUAUUUCAACACUGCACCACUUGCACAUGAUCUGACAUUUAGAAGCAGCUCGGCCGCUGAGCAAGAGGCACAGGCCCCGAAGCCAGAAGUGUCGCCGUCGGUCCCCGGGCCCGCGGGCCGAGACCCACAGGAAGACCCGGCUCGGGCCCUCCAGAGGCCGCCCACUGCACCGCUGCCCAGCGCACAGGCCCUCGCUCUGGCUGGACCAAAGCCGAAAGCACACCAGUUCAGCAUCAAAUCCUUCUCCAGUCCCACUCAGUGCAGCCACUGCACCUCCCUGAUGGUCGGGCUGAUCCGACAAGGCUACGCCUGUGAGGUGUGUUCCUUUGCUUGCCACGUCUCCUGCAAAGACAGCGCCCCCCAGGUGUGCCCAAUCCCCCCCGAACAGGCCAAGAGACCCCUGGGGGUGGACGUGCAGCGAGGCAUCGGGACCGCCUACAAGGGCUACGUCAAGGUCCCGAAGCCCACCGGGGUGAAGAAAGGAUGGCAGCGGGCGUACGCAGUGGUCUGUGACUGCAAGCUCUUCCUGUUCGAUCUGCCUGAGGGGAAAAGCACCCAGCCUGGCGUGGUGGCCAGCCAGGUCCUGGACCUCAGAGAUGAAGAUUUUUCUGUGAGCUCAGUCCUAGCUUCAGAUGUCAUACAUGCCACACGCCGAGAUAUUCCAUGUAUAUUCAGGGUGACAGCCUCUCUCCUAGGCACACCUCCUAAGACCAGCUCGCUGCUCAUCCUAACAGAAAAUGAGAACGAAAAGAGGAAGUGGGUGGGGAUUCUGGAAGGCCUGCAGUCUAUCCUCCACAAAAACAGGCUGCGGAGUCAGGCUGUGCACGUCCCGCAGGAGGCCUACGACAGCACGCUGCCCCUCAUCAAGGCCGUGCUGGCCGCUGCGAUCGUGGAUGGAGACAAGAUUGCAGUGGGUCUGGAGGAGGGGCUGUACGUCAUCGAGAUUAACCGGGAUGUGAUCAUCCGUGCUGCCGACUGUAAGAAAGUCUACCAGAUCGAGCUUGUUCCCAAAGAGAAGAUUGUCGUCCUGCUCUGUGGCCGCAACCACCACGUGCACCUCUACCCCUGGUCUUCCCUGGAGGGAGCAGAAGGCAGCUUGGACAUCAAGCUCCCAGAAACAAAAGGCUGCCAGCUCAUGGCGACGGCAACGCUGAGGAGGAGUUCUUCGACCUGCCUGUUUGUGGCCGUGAAACGACUGAUCCUUUGCUAUGAGAUCCACAGAACUAAGCCUUUCCACCGGAAGUUCAGUGAGAUGGUGGCCCCGGGAGCCGUGCAGUGGAUGGCCGUGUUCAAGGACAAGCUCUGUGUUGGCUGCCCUUCGGGGUUCUCUCUGUUGAGCAUCCAGGGGGACGGGCAGUCCCUAAACCUGGUAAAUCCCAAUGACCCCUCGCUUACGUUCCUCUCCCAGCAGUCUUUUGAUGCCCUUUGUGCUGUGGAGCUCAAAAAUGAGGAGUACCUGCUUUGCUUCAGCCACAUGGGACUGUACGUGGACGCGCAAGGCCGGAGGUCCCGCGUGCAGGAGCUCAUGUGGCCCGCGGCUCCUGUCGCCUGUAGUUGCAGCUCCUCGCACGUCACCGUGUACAGCGAGUACGGCGUGGACGUGUUCGACGUGAACACCAUGGAGUGGGUGCAGACCAUCGGCCUGCGCAGGAUCCGGCCCCUGAACGCGGAUGGCAGCCUCAACCUCCUCAGCUGCGAGCCCCCGCGCCUGGUCUACUUCAGGAGCAAGCUCUCGGGGGCCCUGCUCAAUGUGCCUGACACCUCAGACAACAGCAAGAAGCAGAUGCUGCGCACCAGGAGCAAAAGGCGGUUUGUGUUCAAGGUGCCGGAGGAGGAGCGCCUGCAGCAGCGGCGAGAGAUGCUCCGAGACCCAGAGCUGAGGUCCAAGAUGAUCUCCAACCCGACCAACUUCAACCACGUGGCCCACAUGGGGCCCGGCGACGGCCUGCAGGUCCUCAUGGACCUCCCGCUGAGCGCUGUGCCCGCACAGGAGGAGCGGCCUGGCCCCACGCCCACCGGCCUAGCCCGGCAACCCCCGCCCAGGAACAAGCCGUACAUCUCGUGGCCCUCAUCAGGUGGGUCGGAGCCUGGAGCGGCCGUGCCUCUGCGGAGCAUGUCAGACCCCGACCAGGACGUCGACAAGGAGCCCGACUCGGACUCCACCAAGCACUCGACUCCGUCUAACAGCUCCAACCCCAGCGGCCCGCCGAGCCCAACCUCCCCGCACCGGAGCCAGCCACCCCUCGAGGGCCUGGAGCCGCCCGCCUGCGACGCCUGAGGCCGCGCGCCUGCCAGCCCGUCCAGGAAAUGUAGAAUCGACUUGUAGAUAUGAAGAUGAAGACAAAUGUUUAUUGUAAUAAUGAUUUCUAUUCGCGGCGGGAGUCCCCACCGCCUGCACAGCCAGGAGCCGAUGCUGUUCCGUUUGCACACGAAGGCCCGGCGCCCAGGGGGGGCCUCAGACAGAAGGCAGCCCCCGCCAGGAGACAGGCCACUCAGGACCUGCCGCAGCCCAUCCUCUUCCCCGCUUCCUAGGACCCCAGGAGAGCAGUCGGAAGCUGGCUGUCAUCCCAGUGUCUAGAACUGGAAAACCAGGGAAAGCCAGGCCGGGUGGCCUCUGCCUGCAGCCAGUGUGUGUUUGCUGCAGGGGUCUUGCUGCCGACCCUCAGGCUGGGGUCAGGCCCACUGCCCUGAGGCCCCCAUCCCGAGUCCAGUGUGUCUGCCCCCCCAGCCCCAGGCCCAGCCCCUGCGUCUCACCAGGACCCUCUGCCGGGAGCCCACUGCCUCCUCGCUGCUUUCCCUCCUUCCAUGGCGCCUGCUCUCUGGCAUCUGUGACCCAGCGCAGGCAGGCCCUGGGGUGCUGGGGGCGAGGUGCUGGGAAGCCCACCCGCAUGGAGCCCCAAUGACCAGUAGCCCAGCGUCCAUCAAGUAGAAAUCCCACCACGCUCCUGCCCACGAGCGUCCUGUGUCACACUGCAUGUCAAGUCUGCGGCCCUGGCGCCCGAGGCCUGUCGCAAGCGGCCAGCAGAUACAGCUCGUGACACAGAUACAGCCCGAGACGCAGGCACGGUCCCCGACCAGCCUCUCCCUGCUCCCACAGGGACAUCCUCGACACAGCUGUACAGGACGUACACUUGGCGCGAGUCGGCACUGAGUGGCACCGCUGGGCCUGGACCCUGCCACCCCACGCCCUCCCGGGCCUCUGCUGGGGCUGGCACCUGCGGGGGGUUCUGGGUUUUACUUUUUUAAUGUAAGUCUGAGUCUUUGUAAUUAUUGAAUUGUGAGAACAUUUUUGAAAAAUCCACCUGUCAAUAAAGCAAAGAUGGCCGUUUUAACGUUCUCA
Choloepus didactylus (southern two-toed sloth) is the source of this 6425-nucleotide messenger RNA. RefSeq names its product CDC42 binding protein kinase beta (gene CDC42BPB). Gene Ontology annotation, biological process: actomyosin structure organization; peptidyl-threonine phosphorylation. Lineage: Eukaryota; Metazoa; Chordata; Mammalia; Pilosa; Megalonychidae. The record is from RefSeq and is a predicted model, not a curated record. The transcript has 37 exons. The coding region runs from base 228 to 5363 and encodes 1711 amino acids. Gene Ontology annotation, cellular component: cytoplasm; cytoskeleton; actomyosin. Gene Ontology annotation, molecular function: protein serine/threonine kinase activity; ATP binding.